Molecule: messenger RNA, 282 nt
Organism: Ectocarpus siliculosus
Lineage: Eukaryota; Phaeophyceae; Ectocarpales; Ectocarpaceae
Source: the annotation of a GenBank genome assembly
AUGAGCGAAGCUCUUCAGCCGCGAAUGCUAGCCCCAGAGGCUUCGGAUCAAUGGCUCUGGAUCGUCGUCGUCGGAGCUUUCGGGAGCUUCUUGGCUGCUUUCGGCAUAGGAGCCAACGACGUUGCCAACGCCUUCUCGACUUCCGUGGGAGCUCGGGCGGUCACUCUAAAGCAAGCGAUAGUACUGGCUGGAGUAUUUGAGUUCCUGGGCGCGCUACUCUUGGGCGCACCCGUAACCAAGGCCAUCCGCGAGAACAUCGUCAACUCGAGACUUAUAUACUAG